Messenger RNA from Jatropha curcas, 1655 nucleotides. RefSeq names its product D111/G-patch domain-containing protein. NCBI's taxonomy places the organism in Eukaryota, Viridiplantae, Streptophyta, Magnoliopsida, Malpighiales, Euphorbiaceae. Gene Ontology annotation, molecular function: RNA binding. Gene Ontology annotation, cellular component: nucleus. Gene Ontology annotation, biological process: mRNA splicing, via spliceosome. The record is from RefSeq and is a predicted model, not a curated record.
CAAUCAUUUUUUUUGGCAUGCGGAAAAUGCGAUGGCGAUGGAGAGAAGCACAGAGAUGGAGGGAGGGAAAGAAACCGAAACCGAAACCGAAGAGGUAGAAGAAGACGAUUGUUCAUUUAUCUGGGACGAAACCAGUCAGCUCUACUUCCACUCCAGAAGUGGCAUUUACCAUGACCCUAAUGGUGGCUGGUACUAUAGUAGUAGAGAUGGGCUUUAUUACAAGUUUGAGAAUGGAAGUUAUGUGCUUUUAGAAUCUGACAAGGCUCAUGGUUUAGAAUCAAAUAGUUCCUCAAGAAAUGUUCCUAAUAACCCCAUUCAAAAUGAGUCAUCAAGACAGGUUUAUUUCAAUAGUGAGGAGAAUAUUUCUUCAUUGCCAGCUGAUCAAUCUGAUGCUUACCAAUGUAGUGGAGGCGAUGCUCCUGAUGGAAAUACCCUUGGACAGAAAGACUGUAACUCCAACCAAGCAUCCGAAAAUCCACCUCCGCCAUCAGAGUGGCUAGAAGAAACACUUAUCAACCUUUAUCUUUCUGGCUAUAACCAAGCAGUGAAUAGUUCUAAUGUUUCAACAAUGUCGUUUGAAGGAAAUGAUGGGGAUCAUUUCAACUGUUCAACCGAUGGCACAUCUCAUGAUGAUAAUCAGAUGUCAGAAGGUGAUUGGGUCUCAAAGCAGCAUUGUAGCUUAACUGAUCAGCAUGAAAGUAUUAUAGAUGAAGAUGCUUUCAGGGAUGAAGAAAACUGGAAAGCUCAGUAUGGUCAAGUAGUUCAUUCUGGAGAACAGCCAGUGCUGGAUUUUCAUGUUGUGGAGUUGUGGGACUGGGCAGUGGUCACGGGUUUUGGAAAGGAUAGAAAAGGUCAGACAUCUAGGCUGGUUGGACGGCUGGUGAAACAGUCUGCUAAGCUUCAUCCUUCUAUGCCUUCCAGUGGUGGUCGUUUUAAAAGUGCUCCAAUUUGUGAAGCACAUCUUGACCUGGUACGGGUUAGAACAGGGCAAGUUUAUAAGUUGCGUACUCCUAGUGCAAGAUAUCUGUCUUCCUUGGCAAGUUAUGAUUCUUCCAACCCAACAAAAGAUUGGGGUUUCCCUGAGUUAUCUAUCAAUAUUGGAGAUAUUUCCUUGACAAAAUCCCUUGGGAAAAGUGAAGCAAAAUUAGCAGAUGAAGACAUUGAUUUCAAGGAGAUGUUUAUGCCAUCCAAUCAACUCUCCACAGCCAAGAAGCAAAGAAUCCAUGAGUACAGGGAUAGAGCUGCUGAGAGAAGAACCUUGCAUGGUGGUUUCGGUGUGGGCCCUGGGCAAAAGAGUUCAUUAGCUGAUGACGUUGGUGGUUCACCAUCUCCUUCCACUUCUACAGAGGAAGCUGCAGCUGAAGCCUUGAACAUGUCAUUUGGAGCUGGUAGUUAUGCCAGGAAACUACUUGAAAAUAUGGGCUGGAAUGAGGGUGAGGCUUUAGGCAACAGCAGAAAGGGUUUAAUCACACCUAUAGAAGCAGUUGGAAAUAUGGGCAGUGCUGGACUGGGGUGGCCUCAGCGCUGAACUACUGAACUGAAUAACAAAACACUGACGUUUUCCUCCUUUCUUCCUGCUACAUUUGACCAAUCCUAUCUUUGUACAUAAAUGAUGCUUUUUUUUUUUUUUUUUUUUUUUUUUUUUUUUUUUUUGA